UAUCAACUUCUUCCACGAAAAAAACAUUAAAAUGGUUUGCGUUGCUCUGCGAGUUUGCGUUUCGCUGGAAACCAUUCAUAUUUUUUGUUUCCAUAGAUUAGUAGACUUUACAAUUUUGUAACAAAUACUACUAGCGAACAAAGUACAGUUACAAAAUCCAGGAAUCAGGUGACCUUCUGCAAUCCCUGAUAGUUGACAACUUGCUUGACGACAGAAGAUGUUCAUAGAAACCAAGUGUAACCUAUAAACAUCAACAAGCAUUUUUAUACUAAAGCGCUGGCGCUCAAUUUUUCGAAGAUCUCAUCAAAUCGUAAACCACGGCGUCGAAAAAAACUGAAGAUUCUGCCCAUCUGGAAGCAGAUAACCGAUACAAGAUGCCAGCAGCUAGUUUUGGAUCAAUAUCUCAGCUUCCAGGAACUGGUGACUGUGGUAUAAAGGAUGUAUGGAAUCACAAUCUACAUGAAGAGUUUCAGAUAAUAAGACAAGUUGUACAAAAAUAUCACUGGGUUGCAAUGGACACAGAGUUUCCUGGAGUUGUAGCUCGCCCUAUUGGAGAAUUCAGAUCAACUGCUGACUACCAGUAUCAACUGUUAAGAUGUAAUGUUGAUCUCUUAAGAAUAAUUCAGUUGGGCCUCACAUUUAUGGAUGAAAAUGGUAAAACUCCACCUGGCUACACAACAUGGCAAUUCAACUUCAAAUUCAAUUUACAGGAAGAUAUGUAUGCACAAGAUUCAAUAGAUUUACUGCAAAAUUCUGGUUUACAAUUCAGAAAACAUGAAGAGGAUGGCAUUGAACCUCUUGAAUUUGCAGAAUUGUUGAUGUCGUCUGGUCUUGUCCUUAUGGAUAACAUUAAAUGGCUCAGUUUUCAUUCUGGUUAUGAUUUUGGCUACCUUCUUAAGUUGCUCACAGACCAAAACUUACCACAAGAUGAAAAUGAUUUUUUUGAGAGCUUAAGAUUAUACUUUCCUACAGUGUAUGAUGUAAAGUACUUAAUGAAGUUAUGCAAAAACUUAAAGGGUGGCCUUCAGGAGGUGGCUGAUCAGUUAGAGUUGCGCCGGGUUGGACCCCAGCACCAAGCUGGCUCUGAUUCACAUCUCACCGGAAUGGCCUUCUUCAAAAUAAAAGAGAUAUUCUUUGAUGACAACAUCGAAAGUUCAAGCGGACAUUUAUAUGGAUUGGGUGCACCUUUCUCAGUAAAUGUCAACAAUUUCCAAGACAAUGGAGAAAACGGAAACUCCUCUUGAUCUUUAGAGAAUGGGCAUGUUAUAAGCCUAACACCACAACCUCAAGUGUUUCAUAUCUCAGAGUGAAGAUAAUGUUUCACCGUGUAGUGUGUUACAAUUAUGUGUGACAAUUGGACAUUAUUUAAGUGACCAUCUCCACCUCCUCUGUGAAUAAACCUGCAUCAAGUGUUCUAUUUGAAAUAUACAAAUUAAUUUAUGUAAUUUACAACCAGUAAUUAGAUCAUAAAUAUUAUGUAGACAAAUUCCUUACAUCCAUAUUUUAUAAUUAUACAAUUUAGGUUGAUAUUACAAUACAUAAUGUCAAAUAUUUCUUUGCUUAGAUAUAUUAAUAUUUUAUAUAAAUUAUAGCUUUAAGACUAUUAUUUCCUCUAAGGUUUUAUCGAUUUAUUUUAUAUCCUAUUCUAUUUAUCUUAAGAUUUCGUAUUUUUUUGUAAUUUUAAAUAUAAUUAAUUUUAAAAUUUUUAAGUGUAGGUUUUAUUUCAAAAACUACAUACAUCAUGGAUCAAAGACCCUUGCUCUGAUAAUAUUAAAAUUAGGUAAAUAGUUGCUAAAAAUAGACAUCUUUAUUAAUAAGCCAGUUUGCUGAAUAAACUUUAAAUAAGUAACAAUUGC
Trichoplusia ni (cabbage looper) is the source of this 1856-nucleotide messenger RNA. Its product is annotated as CCR4-NOT transcription complex subunit 7-like. Gene Ontology annotation, cellular component: P-body; CCR4-NOT complex; CCR4-NOT core complex. The record is from RefSeq and is a predicted model, not a curated record. Gene Ontology annotation, molecular function: poly(A)-specific ribonuclease activity; nucleic acid binding. Lineage: Eukaryota; Metazoa; Arthropoda; Insecta; Lepidoptera; Noctuidae. The coding region runs from base 375 to 1244 and encodes 289 amino acids. The transcript has 8 exons.